This is a messenger RNA of Spodoptera litura, 1189 nucleotides long. RefSeq lists its product as uncharacterized. NCBI's taxonomy places the organism in Eukaryota, Metazoa, Arthropoda, Insecta, Lepidoptera, Noctuidae. The record is from RefSeq and is a predicted model, not a curated record.
CGUCUUCGUCAGUCGCUUGUAAACAUUCGAAGAUGUUCACCAAAGUAGUCGCAUUGUUCGGUUUAGUGGCUUUGGCUGCGGCCGCGGACCUCAGCGUGGGCAAAGAGGGCGGACAAUUAAUAUUCGACAAGAAUGUCACCGCCAGCCCUGCCAUCUGGAAACAAGUGCAGAACCUCACCGUGAACGCGACCGACGAUGCCCUCAUCACACGAGUGGUUGUCAUUGACAACAGGCCAGAGAAGGACGGAGAAGCCAAAGUGGUCGACGGAGGUGUAGGACACAACAACAUCACCAUCGAGCUGAAGAGUCCCACUGUGUUCAGAGGAUUUGACUUCACCGUGAAAGUGUUCGCGAAUGAAGGAGCCGUGCAGGUCCCGCAACAUCCAGUGUCUGUUGGAGCUAAUACUCAAGUGCCGGUUAAAAACGAUGUGCAAAAACCUCAGGACCCUAAAAACGAUGGUGACCUCAUGAUUGGAGGCCCAGCGUCGACACCCAGUACUACCGAAGCACAUAAGGAUGGCCAGGCCAAAGUGACCCCAGCUGUAGUGGGCCAGGAACAGGCAAGACCGAGCCGUGACACUCAGGAUCAGCAGCCAAAGGAGGUCAAGGGCCAGACCACCGUCUCUACACCCACUGAGCCGGCAGUUGUGGCAACUAAAGACGUGCAAGACAAGGAACACCACGACAAAACAGUGUUGAAGGACAUGGACCCUAGCCUCAAGCAAGCAUUGGACGCUAUCUUCCAAAACAACGCUUCACUGCAAUCUGACGACACCCAGAAAGUUGAGGUUCUCCCCAUCAAGCCAGAAAGUAAAAAAGACGGACAAGUCCCUCAAGUGCUGAAGGUAGAUGAGGUCACCACUCCUAAGGCUGAUGUUACAAGUACCACUCUCAAGAAUGAGGAGCAGAAACCAGUUCCCAGCACUGUAUCAACCACCAGUGAGGUUCCCUCCACUAAGGUGACCACUGAGUCUACAAAACUCGGUCAUAACGUGCAGACAACACACCAGUUGGAGCAGAACAUCAAAGGCCACCCGGUGCACGCGGUGCCCUUACCGUACAUUCAUUAAAUCUUACGUAAAAUGUGAUAUUUAACAUUAAGUAUUACGUAUAAGUAUUUAUAACAGCUGGAAGUGUUCCAACUCACAGUGUUUGCCAUUUAAGUAUUAAAUAAAAUAAUUUAUAAGUA